Penaeus vannamei (Pacific white shrimp) is the source of this 3729-nucleotide messenger RNA. The record is from RefSeq and is a predicted model, not a curated record. NCBI's taxonomy places the organism in Eukaryota, Metazoa, Arthropoda, Malacostraca, Decapoda, Penaeidae.
AUGGGCGUGUCAGGAGUUGUUUUCGGCAUGUCUUCGGGGCGGGAAAGGUGUGUUCGCAGACAGAUCCUAUCUAGCUACAACCUCGGCCAAUCCAAGCCCCCAAGCAAGCACCAAGCAAGCCGCAAGCAAGCCCCAACAAGCACCAAGCCAAGCACUAAGCCAAGCCCCCUGAAACGCAAGCGCCAAGCAAGCAAGCCCCAAGCCAAGCCACCUGAAAGCACCAAGCCAAGCCCCCAAGCAAGCAGCCCCAAGCCCCCAAGCCAAGCACCAAGCAAGCCCCCUGAAAGCCCCGAAGCAAGCACCAAGCCUAAGCCCCAAGCAAGCACCAACCAAGCCCCAAGCAAGCACCAACAAGCAAGCACCAAGUCAAGCCCCCAAGCAAGCCCCCAAGCAAGCACCCUGAAAGCCCCAAGCAGCCCCAAGCCAAGCACCAAGCCCAAGCCCCCAAGCAAGAAGCCCCCAAGCCAGCACCAGCAAGCCCCUGAAAGCCCCGCCGCAACGCAAGCCAAGCCCCCAAGCAAGCACCAAGCCAAGCCCCCUGCAAGCCCCCAAGCAAGCACCAAGCAAGCCCCCAAGCAAGCCCCCAAGCAAGCCCAAGCCAAGCCCCAGCAAGCCCCAAGCAAGCACCCAAGCCCCCAAGCAAGCCCCAAGCAGCCCCACCAACCAAGCAAGCACCAAAGCAAGCACCCUGAAAAGCCCCCAACCAAGCCACCAGCAAGCCCUAAAGCAAGCACUCUGAAAGUCCUGCAUCUCACGGCCUCCAUCGCGUGGAAGACUGGGCGGCCUCCGAUUGACGAGCCUCCGUGUGGCUACAGGGACCAGAAAUGCCAGUUCCAGACGGGAGAAAUAGUGGCUGGCGUAACAGGAGGUGUGGUUCUUCUGCUGCUUGUGGUCUCCCUCAUAGCCUACAGAAACUGGCGCUACGAGCAAGAACUGGACAGCCUUUUGUGGAAGAUCGAGUAUAAGGAAAUUAAGAUGAAUGAAUGGAGCUCAAACCACGCCAUUGUGCCCAAUAAAAUGUCCCGGGGUCUCUACUCAACGGUUCGAACCAGCCAGCUCUCCUUAAGCAGCAACCCGACCUCGACUUCCGGUACACCAGCGUCUACACCCAACUGGAUGUACCGGGGCCGGGUGGUCCGCCUCAAGCAGGUGUCGAGCAAGGGCGGGUCGACGUCACGAGGAAGGCUGAAGAAGGAGCUGAAGACGAUGAGAGACCUUCGCCACGACAAUCUCUUGGGUUUCAUCGGCGCCUGUGUGGAUCCGCCUCAUGUCUGCAUUGUAACCGAAUACUGCUCGCGGGGGUCACUGAAGGAUCUUUUGGAGAACGAGGACGUCAAAUUAGACAACAUGUUCAUCGCUUCACUAGUGGGGGACAUUGUGCAGGGGAUGGUGUACCUGCACGACUCUCCUGUGAAGUCCCACGGUAACCUGAAGACGUCCAACUGCCUCGUGGACUCCCGCUGGGUGGUGAAGAUAACGGACUUCGGAAUACACGAGCUGAAGGCGGGGACGGAGACAGCUGCUGCCCUGUCCGACGCCAGUGAGACGCAGCGCAAAUGUACAGACCUCCUGUACCGCGCCCCUGAGCUUCUGAGGGACACGGCCGCACCGCCAGGAGGGACGCAGAAGGGAGAUGUGUAUUCCUUCGCUAUUGUCUUGUACGAGGUCCACGGACGCCACGGACCAUGGGGAAACACGGACCAGUCGCCCGUCGUUCUUCUUCGCCAGGUCAUGUCGGGUCCUUUGAACGGCAACCCGCCCUUCAGGCCGCCCCUGAGCCCCCUGGAGGUUCUUGACUGCGUGAGGACCGUCCUGAACGAGUGCUGGGCGGAGAUCCCCGAGGAGAGGCCGGACUUCAGAUCCAUAAGGACGAAACUCCGACCUCUGAGGAAGGGCAUGUGAGAAACCAACAUCUUCGACAACAUGCUGGCGAUGAUGGAGAAGUACGCCAACAAUCUCGAGGCCUUGGUGGACGAGAGGACGGAUCAGCUGAUUGAGGAGAAGAAGAAGACAGAGGCGCUUCUGUACGAGAUGCUUCCGCGGUACGUGGCGGAGCAGCUGAAGCGAGGUCACAAGGUCGAGGCGGAGAACUUCGAUUCGGUCACCAUUUACUUCAGUGACAUCGUCGGCUUCACGGAGAUGUCGGCGGAGUCCACGCCGCUUCAGGUGGUGGAUUUCCUGAACGACCUGUACACCUGCUUCGACUCCAUCAUCGGGAACUACGACGUGUACAAAGUGGAGACCAUCGGCGACGCGUACAUGGUGGUGAGCGGCCUGCCCAUACGGAACGAGGACUUGCACGCGGGUGAAGUGGCCUCCAUGUCCCUGCACCUGCUUGACGCCAUCAAACGCUUCCAGAUCAAGCACAGGCCGGACACACUCAAGCUCAGGAUUGGAUUGCACUCAGGCCCUGUAUGUGCCGGCGUUGUGGGACUUAAGAUGCCUCGCUAUUGCCUCUUCGGAGACACUGUCAACACAGCCUCCCGCAUGGAAUCUUCCGGCCAAGCGCUGAGGAUCCACUGCUCAUGUUCCUGUCGUGAUCUCCUGGUCAAGUUGGGCGGCUACAACCUGGAGGAGCGAGGUCAGGUCAAGGUCAAAGGCAAAGGGGAGAUGACCACAUAUUGGCUCGUCGGCGAGGACCCCGACCGCAAGCGGCGCCGCGAGCAGUCCCGGCGGCAGCGCGGCUUCCACAACGUCGGGCUGGCGAAGAACGGGUGCGUGGGCGGCCUGCGGGGGUCGCUGAGGGGCGGCGGGCGCACGCGGUCCUCGGCCAUCCCGCGCACGCUCAGCCUCGAGUCCCCGAAGCGCCUGCGGUUCGCCAUGUCGGAGGAGCUGACGGCGCGGGUGGCGGUGGAGGAGCCGCGGGCGUCGGGCGAGUCGCCGCCGGCGCCCGCCUCGCCCGCCGCCUCCGACGACUGCGCGGUGCGCCGCAUCAGCCACGAGAUGAAGCGCAACUCGUGCCCGUGCAUCAAGGAGCACCGCUCGGCGCCGCGGGCCAGCUCGCCGCGCUCCCCCAGGGGGCCCCCCGGCGACCACAGCCCCCUCCUGGGCCACCCCGAGGCCGCCAUGUCGCCGCUGUCGUCGCCGGGCGUCUCGGCGGACGAGGAGGUGCUCAACGCCAGCCGCAGGACGUCGGUGAGCGAGGUGGUGUCGCGCCCUUCCAGCCUGGUCGAGGCCUCGGACGAGCACGCGCCGCCCGCGCCCGGCGAGCCGCCCCCUCCGCUCGCCCUCGCCGCGCUGCCGCUCUCCGCCGCGAUCAGCCUCGAGCACAGAGCCCCCGCCUCGCCCCUGCGCGACGCAGGCACCGCCGUGGCCUCGCCCUCCACGCCGGGGGGCAGCAAGCCUUCCAGCGGCGCCGGGGGCGGCCCCCCCGACAAGGCCUCCAGCUCGGGGAGCGCCGUCCGCUGGCGCCCGCACAGCAUAGUGCCGCUGAGCCUCCGCAGCGGCGGGGAGAGCGAGGCCCUGCUGUCGGGCGGCGGCGUCGAGGGGCGGAACCCCCGGCUGCGCUACUGCAGCAAGCAGGACGCCGGCAGCAGCGAGUGCGAGGAGUCGUCGCCACUGCUCGCCAGCGUCGUCAACUACCGCGUCAUCAACGAGGUGCACAAGUUACCGGAGAGAGAAACGCCAGUCAAUAUCAACACCGGUGUGCUACUCGGCCCCUUGGCAACCGAGGAGCUGUCGCUGUGUAUUCUCGAGCGGCAGUUCCUCCUCGGUGUUCGCGCGCCGUGA